AUGUCGUCACUUCAUUCGAAGAGAAUUGUGUUUGAUAGAACCUUCCCUGAAUUCAAGCAAGACUUAGAACGUUUGUUCGAUUUCGCGGGGCUAGAUCCAGUUUCUGGAAUGAAUAUGUAUCAAUUGGUUUAUGAUAUGUGUACUUCUUAUCCUAAGCCGCAUACAAAGAAAUUAUUUAAUUCUAUUGCCGAUUUUUUGACUCAAUAUACUACAAAAAUCCGAAUGUCAAUUUUGGAUCAUGAUGACGUAGUCAGCGCUUAUGUUAGAGAAUGGGAACAUUACAGAAUUGCUUCCGAUGCUUCUAGCAAGAUAUGUGAAUACCUUAACAAACGUAUAUUAGACAAGGAUCCUAAAGAUCAUAGUAAGAUGGAUAAAAACCGUCCUGUUGAAGGUGGCAAAUAUAAAAGGCAAACUGUUCACGCGCUGGCGUAUCUGAUAUGGAAAGAGCGAAUUAUUGACGACAUAAGAUUGAAGCACUCUGAUCGGUUUAUGUAUCAGAUAUUUGAACUGAUCCGAAGAGAUAGGGACGGAAAGGAUACAGUGCCUAAUGUUGUCGCAGAUGCAAUUAAUUCUCUCGUCGAACUUAAUACCUUUACCGAGAACAAACAAUUACAUUUGUAUAAUGAAGUGUUGGAAAGGCCAUACUUGGAAAAAACACGACAAUAUUACGAAAGAGAAGCUGCUGCUGUAAUAUCAAAUGAUAACAUUUCUCAAUAUAUGAAAAAGGCUAACGAAAGAUUAGAGCAAGAAGUGGCGCGCAACCUUAAAUAUUGCCAUCCUGAUUCACAUAAUAUUAUAAUCAGAGAAUGCGAAACCCAAUAUGUAGCUGUGCAUCAAUCACGUAUACAUGGUGAAUUUGAAGUUAUGAUAUCCAAUGAGAGAUAUGAAGAUUGUACUAUGGCAUACAACCUCUUAUCACGUAUAACUAACGGUGUCAAUCCUUUGUUGGAGAUAUUCGAACAAUAUAUUUCAAACAUUGGAAAAGAAUUGAUUGCGGGAAUGGGCAAUUCAAUAGCUAAGGAUCCUAAAGAAUAUGUAGAGUCGCUUAUGAAUCUUCAUAUAAAGUACAUGAACGUUUGCCAAAAAGUAUUUAUUAAUGAUGCAGCAUUUGUCGCAGCUGUAGAUAAGGCUUUUAGAACAAUCAUUAACGACACAAGCAUUGUACAUUCGCCCGAAGUUCUUGCCCGUUAUUGUGAUGUGUUGCUAAAGAAAACACACAAAGGUGGAUUUAGUGAACAAGAAAUUGAGGACAAAUUAGAUCGAAUGAUCGUUCUCUUCAAAUAUAUUGAUGACAAGGACGUGUAUCAAAAAUUCUAUUCAAGAAUGCUUGCCAAACGUUUGAUAUAUGGCAAUUCUGUAUCUGAUGAGGCGGAAAUGAAUAUGAUUACACGUUUAAAAAUUUCGUGUGGUGUGGAGUACACUAGUAAGCUGCAAAAGAUGUUUACCGAUAUUACGCUUAGUACGGAAAUAAACGGCAAAUUUUCUGAGUAUACCAAAAAGAAUUUCAAUGGAGAAAAUGGCUCGCCGGUUGAUUUUUCCAUCUUAGUUCUAACGGCUGGUGCAUGGCCGUUAACGCAGUCUUCGAUGACAGAAUUUCAAUUACCGACAGAGUUAGAAAAAAAUGUUACGCACUUUUCAACAUUUUACAACACUCAUCAUAUUGGCAGAAAGUUGACAUGGUUAUGGCAUUUAUCCAAAGGUAUGCAAUUCACUGAUGUAAAGUCGAAUUAUCUUGAGAAACGUUACGAGUUUUCAGUGUCUCUUCACCAACUUGGUGUUCUACUAUUGUUUAACAAUGUAGAUGCAUAUUCAUUUAAAGAUAUACGUGAACACACGGGUUUGAAUGAUUUAGAAUUGAGAAGGGUCAUGAAGCCCAUGAUUGAUUUAUCAGUAUUUUUGGUUUCAACAUCCGGAACAUUGCAAGAUGAUACAGAAGUUAAACUUAACAUGGGAUUCACAAACAAACGUAAUAAAAUCAAGAUCAGUUCCUCCUUACAAACUGAAACUCACCAAGAAAAUGAUGCUACGCGAAGAUCAGUUGAUGAAGAUCGUAAACUUUAUCUGCAGGCGUCUAUUGUUCGAGUGAUGAAAUCACGCAAGUCUUUGACACAUACAUCACUAGUACAAGAGGUCAUUAAUCAGGCGAAGUCACGAUUUAAUCCUAGUAUGCCGAUGAUUAAAAAGUGCAUUGAGCAGCUACUAGAAAAACAAUAUAUUCAACGGA
This is a messenger RNA of Cetraspora pellucida, 2224 nucleotides long. NCBI's taxonomy places the organism in Eukaryota, Fungi, Glomeromycota, Glomeromycetes, Diversisporales, Gigasporaceae. The record is from the annotation of a GenBank genome assembly.